Messenger RNA from Drosophila novamexicana, 1823 nucleotides. RefSeq lists its product as uncharacterized. The coding region runs from base 134 to 1804 and encodes 556 amino acids. NCBI's taxonomy places the organism in Eukaryota, Metazoa, Arthropoda, Insecta, Diptera, Drosophilidae. The record is from RefSeq and is a predicted model, not a curated record. Gene Ontology annotation, biological process: maturation of SSU-rRNA. Gene Ontology annotation, cellular component: 90S preribosome; nucleus. The transcript is spliced from 2 exons.
ACGCAAACAAGUUAAGCUUCGCCAUCGCAAAUGGAAACGUGAUAAAAACUAAGAUAAAUAGAAACCACCCCCGAUUCAUUCGGACAUUCUUUGUGUGGGGGAACUAAAAUGAAGAAUUACAGCUUUGGAUUACAUGGAAAAAGCUAGUUUCGAUAGUUGUUCGAUUCCCAAAAAAAUUCAACGGGCAAAAGUAGCAUGCUGCAUGUGCACGUACAAAAUGUUUAAUAAAUUAGAAUUUAACAAUUUGGUCAUUACCAACAAGAAACAUAUACAACAAGCGCGUGCCCAAACCAUUGCAAGGGUCGUGAAUAAAUUGCGCAAAUUGAAGGAUGAACUGAAGAGGAAACCGGAAAGUGAAAAACAUCAGGAACGAUUACGCAAAAGCGUCGAGUGUAUUUCUGAGCUUAAGUCGCUCAAAUACAUGGACAUUAUGCGUACGCUGCUGCUGCAAAAUGGGAAAAAUCACAAGGCUGUGCUGACCAAUGGUCGGGCAACGCCGGAUGAAGUAGCUAUUGCCAUGUUGGGGCUAAACAAAAUCAUGCAAAUGCUGGUGGCAGCAUUUCAACAAGCCUUGGAUCUUGGUAAUAAAGCCAAUGACGACUGGCGUACUGCAAUAUUGGAGACAAGCAAGCGUCGCCUCAAAUUGGAACGAACCGAGGAAAAGCGGCGUAAACGUAAAGAGCUCAAAGAACAGAAAGCGCAGACACGCAAUCGUAUGAUCUGGUUGCAACAAAAUCAACCACCUGGCGAAGGCAAAUGCGAGCAAAGUGUCAUAAAUACAGCAGCUGGCGAAUGCCAGAUAGAAUGUCCGCUAACUCCGAAUCUUAAAGGCAAUGUGAACAUCAAGGAAAUUCAAGAUAACGCAACGUCCACAUCUUCAGCAGAUUUAUUGGAGGCAACUAAACAGAAAAGGCCCAAAUGCAAUGAGAAUCUACAGAAAGUACAAGAAAAGUCAAAGAAACGAAAAGCUGGGCAACCUGAAAUCGGAGAAGGAAAUAGGAUAGAAGAAAAUUCUCCGCAGUUUAAGGAAAUGGUUGUUAAUCCCAAACGCAAGAAAAUCAAGGAGGUGGGAAAUAAACCGAAGCAGAAGAAAUCAAGUGGCAAACUAACAGGAAAAGAAGGAAAUGAAGUUGUUGUAGAAAAUAAAACACAGCGUGAGAAAGCAGGCGCCAUUCCCAAUCUUAAAGAAAAGCAGGAAGUAGAAAACAAACCGCUGCCCGAGAAAGCUGAGGUCAACCGCAAACGCAAGACGGCCAAGGAACCAGAAAAAGAACGACCCACCCAUGUCGUCGAUCCCUUUUUCAUUACAGAAUCGGGACAACCAUAUCUAUCAACUGCAGUUGUUUUAUCCGGUGAUAGCCAUAAUGAAUCGGAUGAUGAUCAACAUGUGGAGCAAAGAAAACGCAAACCUCUGGCCAAAAAGCAGGAAUAUAACAGUUCACGUUCCAAUGAACGCCAUAACUAUGACCGUCCCAAUGAACGCCACAACUAUGAAAGUUCCAAUGAACGCCAUAACUAUGAACGUUCCAAUGAACGCCAUAACAAUGAACGUUCUAAUGAACGCCAUCCAUCGUGGAUGGCCAAGCAGCAGCAAAAGCCGAUUAUAGCCAACUAUAAGGGCAAGAAAACCAAGUUUAAUGACGAUGACAGUGUUGCGGAAAUAUCAACUGCUCCAGUUGCACAACCAUCUCCCACCGAUGGUGAAGCGGGUGCAGCCGGCAUGCAUCCGUCUUGGUUAGCCAAGCAGAAGCUGAAGCCAAAAAUUGCCAAGUUCACCGGCAAAAAAAUCAAGUUCGAUGAUUAAUCACGUUUGGGUUAUGUUU